UGUUGUACGCGAAGGAGAGGCCUACAACGCAGCAGGCACAGACCCCUGCACCGCCUGGGUCUGGCCGGGGUUCCGCCAGACGCCUGGGCUCCGGCCGACCCAUUAUCGAUCCCCAGAAGAGCUGCGCGCGCAGCCAUCAGGCUCCUUGCUCAGGGACCACGCAACGAAGAGUGCGGGUGGAGGGGAGAGUCUGCCUUUCUCGCGCUCGCACUCUGCUGCUCCGGAGCACUGUCGUCAAACGAGAAGAACCCGCGGAGAGGCGAAGCGCGGUGAGACGGCCCGGCGAGCAGAGCGACAACAGCUGGCGGCAACGGCAACGGCUGCAACAAUGUCUUCCUCCUCGGCGGUCGUCGAUCUGAACGUGGGCGGCACCACGUACAGCGCGUCGCGCGAGACACUGUCUCGCUGCCCCGUGCUCGGCGAGCUGCUCGACGGCGGCCCGCAUGACUCGCAGGGCCGCGUCUUCGUCGACAGGGACGGGGCCCUCUUCCGCUACAUACUGGACUUCCUACGGUCGGGCCGCCUGCUACUUCCCGAGGAGUUCCGCGAGUUGGCAAGGCUCAAGGCCGAGGCCGAGCACUUCCGCCUCGACGCCCUGGUCACCUGCCUGUCGGCCACGUCCGCCGUGCCGCCGCCGUUCCCGGGCCAGCCGGGCUACAUAACGCUGGGCUACCGCGGAACGUUCGCGUUCGGCCGCGACGGCCUCGCGGACGUCAAGUUCCGCAAGCUGACGCGCAUCCUCAUCUGCGGCAAGGUGACCAUGUGCCGCGAAGUGUUCGGCGACACGCUGAACGAGUCGCGCGACCCCGACCGCGGCCAGGACGACCGGUACACGUCGCGCUUCUUCCUCAAGCACAACUCUUUGGAACAGGCAUUCGACUGCCUCCAGGAGUCGCGGUUCCGCUGCGUGUGUGCCUGCGGCACCGGCACCUCGUGCGGCGCCGGAAACGAGCCGCUCAAGCCUGGCGUCGACUCCGAGGAGAACCGCUGGAACCACUACAACGAGUUUGUGUUUGUGCGCCCCUAAGGAACACCGAAGAGAGAGAGAGAGGGGUGUCCAGGAGCGAGGGGCCCUUUUGCUGCGCAGUUGGGUCACUGUGACGGUGGCAGCGGCGCCGGCCGAUUUCCCGACCAACGGAGCAUAUCAUUCGUCUUCUCCGGACAGCGCCUCCUGUUGCGCCUUCCACGGUCGCCAGCGUGUGGUGCAAUGACGGAUGAUCGUUGUUCUUUCAUCUUGUCUUUUAUUUUUUUGGUGCGGAUACUUCUUCGUGAAACACGAUGUUUUAUGGCCUUUGAUUCCGACGAAAGCGAUUGUUGAGGAAGAGAUUAGCUCAGUGGCGUAGCCAGGAUUCAACUUGAAGGGCUCUUUUCAGAUUGCUGACGAUUUGCGGGGAUAUUUUCCUCCUGCUCGAAUGCUGCUACCAGUCGUUACCGCAGGGAUUACUAAAAUUCUUGGGGAUAUUCUAGCACCUAAAUAUACUUCCUGGGUACGCCACUGAUAAGCGUAGUGAUUACUCUUCAAUAGCAAUCUGUUUCAUAGUAAUGUAGUUACCCGAAAUGCGACAAAAUGUGCAUUGUUACGAAACCAGCGGCUUUGUAGUAGAAUCAUUGAUAUCAUUUGUGAGUAGAAUAGUACAAGGGUGGUAGAAUGUCUGUACAGAGCUGUCGCCACUAAGUUUUCGUAACACGCGAUUUAAUCGAAAGUGCAGCGAUGCGAAGCGUCGUCAGAGCAUAGCUGUUGCCAAAUGUAUUAUAGUAUGGGCUUAGCCUGUUUCCACCUGACUUUCCAAUACAAGACGCACCAUGUUUAACAUUCUGGCAAAAUAUUUUUGUGAGCAUUGUGUUAAGGUACCACUAUAAAAAAUAAAAUUCACGAACACGA
Molecule: messenger RNA, 1882 nt
Organism: Dermacentor andersoni
Lineage: Eukaryota; Metazoa; Arthropoda; Arachnida; Ixodida; Ixodidae
Gene: Ktl
Product: BTB/POZ domain-containing protein Ktl
Biological process (GO): protein homooligomerization
Molecular function (GO): protein binding
Source: RefSeq, a predicted model, not a curated record